This is a messenger RNA of Xyrichtys novacula (pearly razorfish), 38190 nucleotides long. The record is from the annotation of a GenBank genome assembly. NCBI's taxonomy places the organism in Eukaryota, Metazoa, Chordata, Actinopteri, Labriformes, Labridae.
GGCUUUGGGGCUUCAUUCACCAUUUUGCGACUGUAGUGUAGAAUGUACAGGGCAGUAGUUUUUCCUCCUUUUAAGUUGCUUUGCCGGAGAAACAUAAACGGCCGCUAAUUGGCAACUGCGGACGAGUGGCAACCCUGCUCUAUUUUACCCGGCGGACUCAACAGAAAACCACUCUGGGGGACUAUAUUUGCUCUGGUGAGUAUAAGCUGCCCACAAAUCUUUCUCCUGCAGCACUGCAGUGGGGCUUGUUGUGCUUUUUUUUGCCGAGGUGCUAACGUUGUUCAUGUUUACUGUCUUAGCAGUUGAGCUGAUCGGCAUAUUUUCCGAUAUCUGUGUGGCCUACGGAGAGGAGUAGAGGGCGGAUUCGGUGUCUUGUGUGAAAAAAAGGGAGCGGUGCGGUUAGACAUAGUGAGCUUGAAACUUUUCCACUAGAAAUAAAUUCAACGCCAUAACUGCCGCUGGACUUCCGACAACAGCUGAUAUUCCGUGUGCGUUUUUAUCAAGGACUCCUCGCUUGUCAUUCCCUCUAACGCUGACAUGUUUUCUUCCUCUUUCUCAUGAAUCAACGUGGCCGCUUGAAUUAAUGUGUUUUCACGGGGCUUCGGAGGCCUGCUCCCCUGACUACUUUGUGGCCACAUAUUGAGACUUUCUCCUUCUUCUAUCACGUUUUCAAUAAUGCAAAUAACGACACGGGUAAUUACAAAGUUACCCGGACAGCUUCAGCUUUACUUUUACACGACUGUCACUUUCGGAUGGGCCGAGAAAACCCACUUUAUCCGCUGUUUGUCGUUGUGUUGUUGUGGAUUGACAAAGUUAACAUGUUCAUCCGUCAUGCAGCACAGGGAAUAUAGACCGUAUUACAUGGUAUUACGGGUCAAUAUGUCCGGUAAACCGGUUAUUUCCCGGUGACAGUGAGGAGAGGAUUUCCAAGCGGCCUUGUGUGUAGUUGAGGCCUGGUCGCUGCACGCCACGGCCUGCUGUGUUGUGGAGUAAAACUGGUAGUAAUCGGUGUACUACGAGGGCUUGACACAUACACGGUACUAUCCAGCUAAACCAGAGGUGACGACAUCUCCUCCUGUAGUUUGCAUUUUGUGCUUUGGGCCUCGUCGAGAUAAAGUUAACAGCUGUUAUCAACCCUGGAUUAUGAUUGUGUCAAUAUAUUCAUACCUGCUGACCUGUUUAUGAGAAAGAGCCUAUAGUGGUUCACUGCUGGAGUUGAAAAGUUGCGAUGCUAAUAACAGAAAUGACCGUGUGUAUAGUAGGGUGGGUAAAAAACGUUAUAUAAAAUGAUUUAGCAACAUUGCAAGAUGAAAGGUCUCAAUAAAGUUCACGCCUGGACUCUGUCUGGUAAAAUAAGGUGAAUCCUAAAAGUGUUUGGAUGGCAUCGGUGGUUUUUACUAUUAAAAGGAUCUCGUGUUGACUGACUUUGAACACUUGACUUUGUAAUCACCUGCAUUUUCUUUGUUUUUGCACCGUUGUGGUUAAAAAGUGAUUAAUAUAUGACCUAGACUUAGUCAUCGCAUUGCUAAAUUGAAUACUGCACAUACUGAGGUAGAAACUGAACAUAUUUUGACACUUGACACAACUUUUAAUCACCUAAUUCUGCCUACAGUCAUGUUAACCAAUAAAAGAGCGCAAACACGUCUCAGUAAAUAACGGUUUAACUGACUUAUAUACUGGUUGGGCUCUAUUGUUGUGCAUAAAUGAGCCCGUUUUACAUGUGUCAGUAGUGGUCGUUAUGUUUUAAUACAAUUUGCCCUAUUAUGAAUACAUAUUUAUAUUAAUUACAAAUACAAUUACAAUGCAGGAAAAUUUAGCUUAGGAAAUUAACAUUUUGCAGAACAGAUUUAGAAUCAAAUUAGUUGGAAACCACCUGAAUAUAAAAAUCAGUUUAAUGUUAUUAUCUAGUAAUGAGCCUUUCAUAUCUGCUAAAGAAGCAGGGUUAGGGUUCACUGCCACGUUUCUAUCCUCGCAAAGACUGACCAAACUUUGCAAUGAUAGUGUUUUUUUUAAACGGUGAAAAUUCAACAAAUGCAGGCUCAACUUAUCAUGCAUCAGAGAAGCUUUUUGUCCACAAAGGCCAUUGUCAUUUCACAGACUGUGAAAAGCUAAGUGUUAAAUUUUGCCGUUUUCCACACGCUGUACUUUUAAUAAUUAUAUUAAUGCUAAAUAUGCUCCGGUUGAGUUAUUUGUUUGAGAGAGAUGCCCUCAGGACACCUUAGCAUGGUCAUAUCAGUACAAAAUUGCAUAAUCCAUGCAAUUGGAAGGUCUGUUUUCACUCCAGCUCAAAGUCUGUAACAGAAAAAUGUACCUGUAAUGUUAUUGUAAUUGUCUACAGGACUUUAUAUUAGCUAGCAUUUAAUGUUUAAAGCAUGUCAUGGUAAUUUGAAUUUGGUGAUUAAACCCUCAAUUGAAGUUCAUCCAGAAAGGUAGAGGUUAAUAUUUCUGUUACCUCACAUGACUUGUAUCAGGAUGAUUCUACCUACAGCCAUGUGAAUUACAUAUUCAUGUCAACCUGCAACAAAAUGGUAAACAUUUUAGAGCAAACAAUACAUGAUUGAACUUGUUAGCCUGUACUUUAUUUAUGCCUUUGACGCCUCCUACUAUAGCUUCCAUAUGGGUCUCUUCGCUCCUUAUUUCACAGGCUGGAGUGUAGGUUGCAUCAGGUAGUCUAUAAGCUGUUAUCAUUAGGCCCAUGACUCUGACACCAGCUGUUGUACACAGCUCACUACUGAGUAAACACACGUAGCAUACCUCUAUCGUGACCAAGUAAGGCUGGUUGCCAAAUAAUUUUAUGGUGGCUGCUCUACGGCUGGCUGUCCUAAAUAGGGAUUUACAUAGUGCACAGUGAUGGCUGUGAGCUCUCUAACUCUCCGUGUGCACUAUCAACUAUCAUCACAUAGAUGUUUGCUGUGUGUGUGGCCUUGAGACAGGCGGCACUCAUCUCUGAAAAUGGAUUUCUCUCUAGACGAUAUGAUGUGGCAGAUAUUAAAAGGACCUGAAUGAAUGCGAGCCUUCACAGACAAACAGGAAGGCAGCAAAAGGGAAAAAGAGACAGGCAGACAGAGAGAAAAAGACUGGUGGGAGGAAGGAUGUAGAAACAGGGACAGACACGCAGACAUGUAAACUGACAGACAGUCACUGACAAGUAGACAUGCCUAGUGGUGGAUGAUCGACAUCAAUCCAGAACAUUUUGACAGAUGGAGUGAGAAAUAAAAAGCAGAAAGACAGAUCGUAUAGGGGAUGUUUGGUUCUCCCUCUUAUACACUUGUUAACGUCUCUCUCUGGCACUUGUAGCAGUGUGAAGACGGUUGUGUUGGAAGAAACGAGGCAGAGCACACAGCAGUAAGGACCCGAGGCAAGUCCUGUGCGUAUCUGCCGCUCAGCAAACAAACCAGUUAAAUGACAGCAGUUCCAGGUUCAACAAGUCAGCGAAAACAAUCUGUUUUAGUUUCUAAAGGGAGGCGGGACUGUGAAUGAGUUCGGUGUGGGAUAGGAGAUACUCUGAAUGACUCUGGCAUGGGUAAGAGCGAUACCGAGUGACUCUGGUGUGAAAUAAAAAUAAUUUGGAACAUUUCUGCUUGCUCUUGGUUGCAAAGAUACUGGACUAAAUCUAAGCAGGGACUUAAGUGGAAGGAGAGGAAAGAGAGAGAGAGAGGGAUGAGAGAUAGAAAUCGAUAUAAGAGAGAGAAUUCAGGCAGGGCACAAGAAUGAAAGUGUAAUAGUAGCAAAGAGAGAGAGGGAGGAAUAAAGUAACGGGAAGUUAGGUAAUGGUCUUCCACAGGAAAUGGAGUUUGUAGGGGCGGAUUGACUGCUUUGAAAUACAUAGAUAAAGGUCGCCACAGAGAAAGAGAGGGAGCGGAGAGUGAGAGAGAGAAAGGGAGGGUUUCAGUAUGUGAGCGAAGAAGGAAUUCCCCCGCCUCUACUGCCCCGGCCAAGAAGUAGUGUGUGAGAGAGUGUGUGUGAGAGGAGUGUAUGCAGUAAGGCUUGUCCGGGCAAAUUGCAAAGUGCCUCUCACUAUUUCCAUACUGUGUUGUUGGGCUAUCUUCUAUUUACCCUACUAUAUGACCUCCUGUUUUCAAUAUGUACCUGGUAUGGAUGCAGGCCUUGUGUAAUGUGAGUAGAUACUGUUAUGUAACGAAUUAAUGUGUAAUGAAUUUGUAGAUGAGUCAUUUUUGUUACUACUCCUGUACCAUGGUGCAUCAUUUAGCAGGGAAUACCUUUCUAGAAAUUAAUGUUUAAUCCUCUUUUUAGUCGUACUCUUCCCUGAUGCCUGGGAUCACAAGAUGUUAGAUUUUGGGCGUUUGUUUUGAAUUAUUUUGGUUUCUUUUUUAAUAGAUUUUUAUUUUUAAAUUUAGUUAUGUCUUUGUCAAAGCCGUGCAGUAAGCAGCUAUCUCGUGUGGUGAAUAGGCUUUGUGCAUGUCUGAAUGUGUUUUCCACAUGAGUAACCCACACUCCCUGUUCCCUUUCUUCCACAGUCUCUGAAAUAAGGUGGGCAAGUGCCGAAGUCUCGCAACGAAGACAAGAAAGGAUGAGGGAGAGAGGCCCUGGCAGAGGAGGAAAAUAGAGAGGAAGAAGGGGAAGACGACGAAAACGAGGCAAAGCGAAAGAGGAACGCCAAAGAGAAUCUCUGGGAUAAAUAAAUAAAAGGACUUGUUUGGAGGAAAGGCAAGCUAGAUGAAAAGAUGAAGCCGAUAAAAAAGCAAGGCCGGCGCUCUCCACCCUCAACCCGGGCGAAAGGGGGGAAGCGUCGAGGAGCAGGGGAAGCCCCGGAAGGAGGGGAGAAGAGGGACUCAGAUGAGAGCAGAGACAGGAGUAGAUCCCCCCAGAACAGAGCACCUUCCUCUUCCUAUUCUUCGAAUUCGCACUCAGAAUCAUCACAGGUGGACCCGACCAGAGUACGUGGCACUUCGGAGGAGGAGGAGCUCCACAGAGAAGGGCUGUCAGAGUCGACGGUAUCGCUUGUGAUGGAUUCUGGGAAAUUGUUGGCAUCCUCAGAUGACAGAUCGGGGAGAUCAGCUGUGAGCGGUAGCAGCCACAGUGACAGCGGUGGUAGCAGUUGCAGUAACAGUAGUACACCAAGCGCCAACAACAGCCCAAACCCCGCCUCCAGCAGGAAAACAGCCACAUUUAAGGCUCGAGUCCCCAAGAAGAAAUAUACCUCUGAACACUGCUCAUCUACUACUGGUAACCAUAGCAACCCUUCAUCCAGCACACCCCCUCCUCUUUCUCUUAGCGGUGGGGUCAUCAACCAUGGGUCAACAGGUUCAGGAAGUGACAUCUGUGUCUCGCACCCUGACGGUAACGGUCAGAGUAGGAGCCUGAUGGAUGACUUCCAUGCCAGGACCAUGGGCAGAGAGGGGCAUCAGGACAGCUCCCCGGGACCACCUACCCUGUUGCUAGGUGGGGAGAGGGAGAGGCCUGGAAGAAUUGAAGGGGUUCGAGAUGCAGAGCGAGUGUCGCCCAGCCCCCUGCCCCGCUGUUCCUCAACAGACACUGCCAGUGAGCACUCAGCUGACUUGGAAGUAGUCGGCGACUCACAUGCCCCCAUUCAUGCACCCACCAGUAUCUCUGAUGCACUGUCUGAUGCCCUCGCCAAAGGCCUAAAAAAUCAGCGUGUCCUUGCCCGCCAGAUCAGGAGAAGGAGUGACGAGGAGGGAGGAGGUGAGAGAAGGAACGAAGGUGGGAGCUCAGAUUUGGUGUUUCGGGCUGGGGUUGUCCGAAAGGUUAGUGGCGAAUAUGGAAGCCUGGAGGUGCAGUUGAACGGGGAGAAGACACUGUGUCGUUAUCCAUAUCGACAUGAUAGCCCCUCUGGGGUGGUGGACAUUAUCUUAGAUGCCCCGCCCCCUGGUAUCCAUCCAAUACCCAUUGGCACUCGUGUCUGUGUUCCCUUUGGCAAUGAGGAAGGCAGUGAGGGCCAGUGGCAGUGGUACAGAGAAGGUGUGGUGAACCAGGUGGACACACACCCUGCAGUGGCCAACCGCUACCGUGUCCUUCUGUCUGAACAAAGAUCUCUAUCUUUGGAUGAGGAUGAAAUAAACAGAAGGGCUGCUGUGGCUACUCAGGCAGUUUGGGUCUCCCGACAAACACUCAGGCUCCUGGUACCACCUUGGGACCUGGAUUUGCCAUCUGGAGCAGGCAGAGAUGGAGAUGACGGGGUCAGGGACAAAGAAAGGGAGCGAGAGGACAGAGAUGAGAUAGACGUGGAGAGAGAGGUUUGCUGUUUGAGCCAAGGGAUGACACCUGGAGUGGGGCCGGUGCUGGGGAGAGGAAUACCUUACCCAGGCAUGGUCCCUGUUUCCUCUACAUCAGGCCACAAUAUUGCCUCCCCUGUAACCCCAGCAUCAGUCCUCAGCUUAGCCCCAGGUCGAGAGUGGGAGGGGGAGAGGGAGAGGGAGAGGGAUCUCCAAAGAAAACAGGAUAGAGAGAGGGAAAGAGAGAGAGAAAGGGAGAACAGUGGGAAGCAGCAGCCACAACAGCAGCAGCAGCACCAACUUCAGCAGCACCACCCUUACAUGCCACUCACCCCUGAAGAAGACAUGGAGGUGUCCCACUUUAACAUGGUUCCAAUGGGGGCAAUCAUACCUGGGGCCAAACCAAUGGCGAUUCACCAACAUCGCCACAUUGUCUCUAAGCCCCCACCUGGCUACCUCAAUCCCCACCUGUCAGUGGUGCGGGGCAUCGGGAUACCCCCUGCACACCUGGCCUUGAACCCCCAUCCUCCUCCUUCUCCUGUCCUGUUAGGCCUUGACCCAGCAACAGCAGCAGCUGCAGCAGCUGGUGCUGUCAUCACCACCCCUCAGCUCCCCCCUCUCACCCCUAUUUCCUCUUCCACCCCGUCCUCCUCCAGAGUAGAGAAAGCCCCAGGAGGAGGUUCUUCCAGUGGAGGGGCGGGCGGUGGAUCAGGAUCUGGUUCCACCUCCUCCUCUUCAUCACGUUCCCGCACCCCGCUGACAGCUGCCCAGCAAAAGUACAAGAAGGGAGAUGUGGUGUGCACGCCAACAGGCAUCCGUAAGAAGUUUAAUGGGAAGCAGUGGAGGAGGCUGUGCUCCCGUGAGGGCUGCUCUAAAGAGUCUCAGCGCAGAGGAUACUGCUCCAGACACCUCUCAAUGAGGACCAAGGAGAUGGAAGCGAGUGGAGGCAGUAGGGAACGUGGGGGAGCUAGCAGCACAGGGACUCUGACGCCGUCUGACUUCCGACUAAGCGGUGGGAGAGCAAGCUCAGAGUUCGACUGGGAUGAGACCUCUCGGGAAAGUAGUGAGGCCAGCAGCCGUGGAGGAGACUCCCGCCCUCGUUUGGUCCUUCCCUCUCUGCUUCCCCAAGAUCUCUCCCGUUUUGACUUUGAUGAGUGCGAGGCAGCGACAAUGCUGGUCUCCCUGGGUGGUUCUCGCUCAGUCACUCCAUCAUUCUCCCCUAUCUCCAACCAGUCCCCCUUUUCCCCGACCCCAUCACCCUCGCCAUCUCCGCUCUUAGGCUUUCGCCCUGCCAAUUUCAGUCCAAUUACUGCUCCUUCCUCACUCACCCCACGCCGCCAUCGCCAGCUCAGUGGCACCAAGAUGGGCACGCCAGGAGUUGAGCGUGAGCGUCACCUCUCUGGGAUCAUUCCCACAUUUCAGACCAACCUAACUUUCACAGUUCCCAUGAGCCCCAGCAAAAGAAAGCUUGACUCCCAUCCUCCUCCUCCAUUGCCAGCCAUUCAGGACUACCAGAGCAAACCUGAGCAGCAGCAGCUGGUGGGCAUAGGUGGAGGAAUGAUUGGAGACGCAACAAUGGGCCACAGCCCUGCAGCUUUCAGAGUCCUCUCCCCCCAGAGUCAACCCACGACUCCUUCCUCACUUUCCUUCCCCAGGCCUCGAAGCGCCACCAGCAGACCACCAUCCUCUGCUGCCUCCACGCCUCCACCCAUGCUGGUCUCUCCUACUCCCCCCUCCCCACUGCCCCAGGAACCUUCUCCACGACGAAUCGUGCCCCUCCGCGAUUCCCCGGUCAUUGUCCGCAAUCCAGAUGUCCCCCUGGCCAAGUUCUCGGAUGGUCCAUUAGGAAGGAGGGAAAGAAGCAGGUCCAGAGAGCACAGCCAACCACAACACGCAGCUCCCCCAGGCCUGCAGGUCCCCGUGCCCAUCAACGGGGCCACCACCAAUGGUGCAGUUCUUCUGCGCAACCCAACAUCCACACUUGUCCUGGUCACCUCCAGCUCGGUAAGAAAGUCACAGUUCUUAGUUUUUGUCUUUGUAUGAGUCAUAUAUGGGUCAAAAAAAGGGGAAAAGUUUUUCACAUUCUUGGGUUUUUAAAUCAGUACACACUUUUUAAAGCUCAUAAGAUGCUUUAUCGUAGGGUGACCAUACGUCCGCUUUUACCCAGACAUAUCCUCUUAUUUGGGAGCUGUCCGGCCUUGUCUGGGGAAGUUAACAAAAUCCUUCAAAUGUCCAGGGUUUUGUAUGGAAGCUUUGAGUUCAUGUCAUGUGGACUUAAUGAGUUAGAACCGUGUAAAAAACACUCGACCCGACCAGAAAAACUCUCAAAAUUGACUACACACAACUCUGCAACUCUGCCCCUGGUAAUCGUGUCCUCUUUUUGGGGAUUCAGAAUAUGAUCACCCUAUUUUAUCAUCAAAAAUAUAUGCUGCUAGUCAAACUUAAUCUUGUAAAAGAGACUGUGUACUGUUUCUGAAUAACUUACAUUCACUGUAUAGCCUUAGGAAAGAAAGUUUUAAGAGACAAAUAAACACCACCUUAAAAGUAAACCAAAGGAAUAAACCUUAAUUUUGGUACCACAUACUUUCCCCAGUGGAUCAUGAGUUUGCCCCAAAAAUCUCGUUUUCUCCAGGUCUGCUUGGAGCCGGGGAAUCACGGCAAUAAAACAUCAAAAUGUUCAUCUAAUCUUUGUCAUGUUCCACGAGUUACAUAAUUUAAAAUCAAAGCGCUUUUAGUCGGUAAUUUAGAAAGAAUGCAUGAAUGUUUCAGAUGCACUGGACACAUGUACUUAUAACGACAGCAGAGAAGCAGAUUAUACUGAGAAGAUGCUAUUAUCGACCCCAAAAGUCUAGUUUUGGUUGGGAGUCUUGUUGACGAAAAAAGUAUUGUUGAUCUGAUUUGUAUUUUCUGUGGGUCAGUAGUGCUAAAACUGUUGUCUUGAUGUGUCUUCCCAGUCCCUGAGUUCAGCCACAGUGGGUAACGCUGCCCUGUCCAGCCCCUCCAGCAUUGGGUCCUUGCCCACAUCAACAGGCUCAGUCUUGUCCUCCUCUGGCUCUGGGGGCAGGGAGAGGGAGAGGAAACCUGAGGGACACCAAGAUGCCUCUGGAGGGGCUCUACCACAGCCGGUAGCCUGUCACCCAACCCCGACUGCACUUCUGCCGCUCAUACUGCCAGCUGAGUCGCCUCACCCUGCUCCACGCAAGCAAAUCAUCAUGGGACGCCCAGGGACUGGUAAGGAAGGAAGGGAAGAGGGAGUGGGGAACUGUUCUGGCACUGUUGGCUUUGUUCAGGUGAUCUGAAGUCUUCUGAGCUGCUCUUUCAGUGUACUGUAGAAAGGGAUAUGCUGAAGCUUAUGUACUCUAGCCUAGUACUUCUUGCUGUCAUUAUCUCUCUAGGGUUACAGGAGUGUCAUCUGAGUGCUAUGGCUGUGACUCAUGUACACAUUACUGUUGUUUACUUGCAGCGUAAGAAGUAACUACAUUCAAAGGGCAUCUUUUUAAUCCUCUGCUUUGCAGGGACUUUUUAAACUUUGGGGAUUCUUUUUAUAAAGUUUACAUUCCUAUGUGGCAAUUAUCAAUUUUUAACACUGUUUGCUGUUUUUGCUUGUAACACUUGAAUGAUUUUCACAACAAAACAGGAAAGUGGUCUCAUUCACAUACAGCAAAAACAGAAAAGCCACACAUGCAUGAGUUAUAGACAGACUUGGUAGUAAUUAGGGGUCUCCCGCUACAACAUUUUUACUUCCGAUGCCAAUAUUGUAACCUUCAGUAUCGGCCAAUACUGAUAUUGAUAUUGGCAGAAACUUGUGUAUGACAAGUUUUCCACUCGGCUGCAACUUCUUUUUCGGACUUUAACCAAAAAUACUGCCCCACAGCUGACAUCACUCUUACUCCUUUGUACUUUGUUAGUAGUGAUCAGGUGGGCUCUGAAUGCUGGAUCAGGGCGCUGCUAGCUAGAGGUGCUGGAGUGGAGUCUAGAAUGGACUGCUUGAAUCGGAGUGCUGAUAUCUGAGAUUUUAGAUGCAGGUUGAUAUAAUCUAAUAUUUGAUUUUUGGCUGAUAUUGGACUGAUAUCAGAUAUCAAUAUCAUAUCGGGACAGCCCUAGUAGCAAUGACAUUCAUUUUUGACUGAAGCUUGAGUGCAGAAGUUAUCACAGUGCUUAUUUCUCACCAAGUUAUUACUGUUUGUAACAUUUUGAGUUAUGAGCUGUGCUGGGCGGAGGUGAAGGGGUGGGGGGGUGCAGUGCUGCUGUUUGAGAGACAUGGGAAGGUGGUGAUGUCACCCCGAUCAGCUGUUUGUGAACCUUUGUCCAAAGUUUGUAUUCUGGUGAAAAAUCUAUUGUGAAACUAUUUUCUCGGCUUUGUGUGCACACAGUUGGAUGUAAGAAAGUGGCUACUGAGAAAUAGAGGUGUUGGGUUAAUCAUAUACUUAAUGCUUGUUUCCAUGCCAACGUUGCGAGAUUGAGCCAAAACUCAGAGAUGUUACUUUGAAUAUAUGAAUAAGGAAGUUGGUUUCUGCUUAAAAUGCACAAUAUCUCUUGUGUUUCAUUUUAACACAACACUUUCAAAACCUGCAAACUGAAAGUGUGAUAAAUGUACAGGAAUUUGUCUUUGGGCAGAGAAAUAUCGGCAAUUUACAGAUCUUUCAGUUUCACACUUCUCUCUGACAUUUGCUAUGAAGAAACUGGUGUAAGCAAGUCUUACAGAUAAUGAUACUCAGACUGUUUUUUAGUAACAUGUACAUUUAGGGAGCUUUGAAGCAUCGCAGAUACAGAGAAACUGUCUGAAACCAUUUACACGAGUGUCAAAAGUACCAAGUUCUUGCUUUGAGUAUUUGGUAUUUCAUAACCCUUCUGCGAUUAAUAAUUUCUUGACUUGGAUCAAGUGGCAAAGAUGAAACCUUCAUCUUCUGAGGCAUGAAAAUCAGAAAAGGUUUGAUAUAUCAGUAGCUCAGGCAGCCUCCCAGACCUGCUGCUCACCCUGUGUAAUUUGUGACUCAGAGUGUGUAGUGUCAAAGUUAUUGAGCGUGCGUGUGCAGGGGGUGUCGCUCUUUUUUUGUGGAAGCUCGUGUGCGUGUGAGAGAAAGAGAUAGGGGGUGUUUCAUAGAAACUUUUAAGGAUAUUGACAUGUCUAGACAUGCAAGACUCAGCGUUGGAGUUCACCAAGGACAUUCACACCUCCUCCUCCUCCUCCUCUCCUUAUACACUCACACACACACACACACACACACACACACACACACUCAUACACACACUCAUACACACACAUGCGCAUCUCAAUGUUCCAGACAAUCAACAACCUCAGACAGGGCAUCAAGGGCAGGUCCAGCGUGAUGUGAAUGUGUUUCAUCACUCUCAGCAGUAAAAGGAGUAAUUGUAUUGCUGGCGUGUUGUCAUGGAUACACGUUUCCACCGGUAGAAUUAGCGCAGUAAAGCGUUGAGCCCUGAGCUGAUUAUCGAAGCGCGCUUUUAUGUCUCUCUCCCUCUCACAUCCCUCGCACUGCUGCUAACAGCCACCUGCCUCUGUAGCGUAACGUUUCCUCCGCCAUACAUUUUUAAAAACACCUAGAGCCACAGUGGGCCCAGAAACAAACACACACACAGGCAGGAGGCAGCGGAGGCCCCACGGCUGAGAUCUCUCCUAUAUAUAGCCCAGCUCAAGUGCAGCUGCAUUAGCAUCACAAGUUUCAUUACUGCUCUCUUUGAGUACAUCUGCAGCCUUCGGUGGAGAGCAGAUAAGAGCUCUGAUGUAGCUGGGGUCCCAUCUUGUUACACAGCUCGAGAACUUUAUUAUUGCUGCUGCUGCUGCUGCUGCACCCACAGGAGAAAUGAUUGAGAACCUUCUCCUGCAGUAGUAAUGUGUGGUCUAUCAUAUCAACCUCCUCUCUAUCACUGCUACUCCUAAUGCUUAAAGUAAAGCAACAAUGACAGGCGGAUGCCUCAGCAGUGUUUCUGUCAUCCCUCACAGUAUUAGGGGUGUCAGCAGGUCCUCUUUAAGUUCAAAGAAUAUCAAGUGUUAUCUCUUUAGCACCAUAAAGGAUGAGAUUGUUAGUCUUUCUUUAUUCCUCACUGUCAAAAAAAUCUAAAAACAACAAAGCAUUCGUUUCUCUCUCAGUUUCCCCGUCCGCAGCUCUCAGCUUAUUUGAUCUUUUUUAAGUAUAUUUAAGUUUCAUCUCUUAUUAAAAACAAGCAGAUCAUUUCCUCAAGAGUUGUGUACUGUAGCUUUAAGCAAAUGUUACCCAAGCGCGAGUGAAUAUUGCAUUUGAUGGGGGAUAUUUUCAGCAGUGCAUUAAUACAUAUUUGCUGGGCUUGUGGGUAAUUUAGAGGUAGGCUGAUGUAUAUUGGUUUAACUAGAGAACAGAAAGUAGAGAAAAUGUCAGCCAAUGCAUGAAACUAAAGGACGCACAGUGGUCGAAAACAUCAGGGUUCAUUUAUGACUGAGAUAAAGUCAAGAAUAUUUUAAAGUCUUGUCUUUAAGAGUUGCAGACAUGUGAUCCUUUAACAAUCCUUUAACGGUGAUAUUCAGUUGAGGCAGAGCUGAAAGUAAGACAAAGUAAGUAUGAGUAUCUUAACCACAACUGUGGGUGGAAACGGUGCAUAAUGUUGAUUUGCACGUCAGUUGGGUGACAUUUUGACACUUUUGAGUUUUCAGGGUUAACAGUGAUGGUCUGUGAGGCGUUAACUGCUGAGUUGCUUCUUCAGAUGAAUUUCUAAACUAAUUUUAGCAGAAUUAAUCUGUUUCUGUUAGAAUUCUUUCCAACCCUCUUGAUAAGAUCAGCGUGUUAGAGCUCUGAAAUGUCUGUGAAAUACAUGAUAUUUGGCUACAGGAACCCCCGAAAACCUCAAAACUAGUUUUUGUUUCUGAUUGUCUGGCGAUGUAGUUUCAAUGACAGAUAUAGAACAAACUGUAUGUCUAAUUGUGGGCUUUGGCAAGUCAUCAUAGCAGCGUGAGUUAACUGUAGUGAUACUAGUGAAAUGAGGCACCAUUUCUCCUUUGUGUUGUUACGCUAGAAUAAGAUUAAGAUGUUUCCCUCGCGGUUGAAUAAUCUUGAUGCCGAGUGUAGAUGUAAAUUCUUGAAGUCUACUGCAGGGUUGUCAUAUUCUGAAGACGACUCACUUCCUCAGUCUUAGUUCCUUAUGCAAAACGGCUAAACUGUCAGUUUGAAGUAAGGAGAUCAAAGGUCAGGGCACAGUGAUAAUUGUCAUGUUCACCAGGAUCAGCACAAGCAGAAAAGAACAUCAUGAUCAGUCUGUGCGGUUUACAGCGCAUCAGACACGUAUGUGCGUUCAUGUCUGAUAUCUAGCUCAGCAUUAUCUGGAUAUCCAUUUUAGCUGAGCUAUAUCCUGUGAAUGGUAUAGAGCUAUAAAUAGACCACUUUAAUGGUGUAUUAAAGAAUUAUAAAUGGAAACAGGAACUGGACUUUGCAGUGCUGCAGCACAGUUCACAGCCAGUUUAUCUCCUCCGAGCUAGAUUUGUGCUUGGAACACCACAGUCAGUCGAGGAGUGAGGACUCGGGCUGAUCGUCUCUGUCUGUUGAGGCUGAAGUGCCAGGAGUGUGUUCUUUGUGAUGCUUUAAACUUCACCCCCCUUAAACUAGCUUUUGGUGACGCCAGCAAGGAGAGAGUCAUUCAUGGACACAUCUGAUUUGGUCAAAAGACAGAAGUAAGGAGAGAGAGAGAGAGAGAGAGAGAGAGACAGACGACAACAGCUAUGUUAAUAAUAGAGACCAAUAACAGCAGUGCUAUCCACACAAACCUGCAAGAUGAGGGAGCAUGAAACCUCCGGGGAGGGUAUAAAGUUAGUAACAUAUUUAAAAGUCCCAUCAAUGUAUGAAUGCAUGAAUGAUGGAGAGAGAGGGGGAGAGAGAGAGAUGAGCAGAGAGGAAUUUGGUGUAUCAAGUCCCUAAGUAGCCUGGGUCUAUAACUGCAUCACUAGGGGGUUUGUGAAAGAUUGGCCUAGUUAGCCCAGACUGUAGCAACAAAAUAAAGAUGAUAGUUGCUCGUAAUUAAAUGCCGGAUUGUUAAAAGCUCGGCCUGAACUCAGUGAGCAUAACGCUCUUCAGCGGUUAUCAGCUGGUCCAGGCUCUCUGAGAUACGAUGGUGUCUGGUCAUGAAGAGUUUUGUAGGUGUAAAAAAAAAAAAAAGUUGAGUGGAAAAAUAUGAUCUCUAUUCCCAGAUCCUGUCAGUAUACAUGCAGCAGCAUUUUGGACCAGCUGAAGAGUCUUCAGGGAGCUAUUACAGCAGCAUGGAGAACAGGAAAUUUAUUAUUCAGCAUGGGAGAGUCGGGUACAUGGACUUGUUUUUCUGUAGACUACUGUAUGUUCCUGAUUUUUGCAACGUCAUGCUGCUGAAAAAAAAGGUCACUAAUGUCAUAAUGGAUAAAUAUAAAGCACAAAAAGCACAACACGACCAGAACUACUGUGGGAAAUACUGAAAAGUCAGAUUUAAACUCACCAUCAGUGUUAGCUCUGGGUCUGUUUUCUGGUGACUGACAGACUCAGCGUGUGUUUAACACUCACUCUCGGUUCCAGCUGGGUUUUUAUGGCCCGGUUUGAGACCCAAGGCCCCUGACCAAAAGACUCAGUCCAUGCACCCAAACUUUCUGAAACCCCAAAUCAUUUUUGGCAUAUGCAGAGGAGUCAUCACAGAGGUGUCCAAACUGAGAUCGGGCUGAUAAAUAGGAUUUAAAUCAGCUUAAGGCAGCUCCUUCAAUGUCAAUUAAGUGUUCUGUGUCUGUAACAGGAUCUGGUGGUCAUUCGUAUCGCACGCCAUAAACCUCGUGUGAUUGACAGCUCGAGUUUGCAGCGGUUGUGGUGUGAGCUUUGGCGUCAGCUGUUAUAAAUCAAAUAAAAAUGGUGAUAGUAAAAGAAGAAGUAGCAGUUUUAGUGAAGUGAAAUCAUGAUGGUCUGAAGAUAAUGUGUGACCGGCAUCUGUUUUUUGACCACAUGAGGUAACCUAACAUCUCCAGAUUAAUUCACUUUGAAUGAUCUAGUCUUGAGUGUCUGCAUCUCUGUUGUGUUAAUAUGUCUGAAAAUAAUAACCCAACAACAUUCAGCACGUGUGAAAUUUGGCGUCCACUCUGAAGUUUGAUAAGUGUGGAGUGUAAACAUGCCGACAUUUCCUCCUUAGCGAUAAACACAGCUGAGGAUUCUGCUGACGUAGCUCUGCGGGCAAAACAAUGCACCAAAAAAAUCUGAUCUAAGAAUAGUUUAAGGAAAAGGUGAGUAACCAAACUCUUACAGGUUCGUCCUCAGGGGGGCGUGAAUGUUUCUGCAAAUCUCAGAGUCGUUGUUGAGGUGUAACUGUGGCGGAUAUUGUCUUUUUUUUUCUUCUUUUUGUGAUCCAUACUCCUGACCUAAUACUCAAAACAAUAUUGUGAUAUUACCCAUUGGCAUAAGACCCGUCUCUAAAUGUACUUGACAGAAGCGUGACAGCAGUCUAGACGGCGGGUUGUCUGGAGUCUGGAUUCUCUGUGGAUAAAAUAACAGGUUCCCUCAUCCCAUCUCACACCACAUGACCCCUCAGCUCUCAUUAUCCCGCGGGAUGGUCUCUGUGCGUGUGUAGGAGAUGGGGGCAGAGUAGGUGGCUGGAUACAUAACUCCAUUCAUGGUCUUCAGUCUUGGGCAGUUUCUUUGAAAGUGUAGUUUUUAGUAACACUUUGGCUCAUCUCUGGCUGAUGAUCACAUAGGAUUUCACAUGCUGCCAGAGGGCAGACCGCUACCUUCUGUCCACUGACACGAUACUGGAGUGGAUAAACAUGAUGACAUUUUUAAUUUUCCUUUCUCUCGCUCUCUUUCUCUCUCUUCGUGUUCCCACAGUUUGGACCAACGUGGAGCCUCGGUCGGUGCCAGUGUUCCCUUGGCAUUCACUCGUCCCUUUCCUGGAGCCCAGCCAAUCAGGAGCGGCUGCCCAGCCCGCUGACGGCCAACUGCUUGUCAAUCAAAGCAAAGGUAGCGAAUGACCCCACUCCUUUUUUUCUCCGGACAUGUCAUCAUGACUUUUUACUUUUGGCCAGGGACGCAGACAGUUAAAUUCCCAGCUUGUAUACAAAAAAAUACGUGGCUGUAUGUUACGAAUGAGCGUUUCCCAGAGUAAAGAUAAAAAGGAAACCCUAUCUGGUGCUGUGUUUCACAAAGAAAGACUGCCAAAACACUCCAGUACACAGCCAGUACAAAUGUUGGUUGGACAGACCCGCAGCCAAGUCAGUGUUUCCCAAAACAGUUGCGACUGAAUUGCAAAUCAGCACAGUUGGUGUUCACACCGAUAUAGUUCCAGUAACAUUGUUGAUAACAAUAUUUAUUGGCUGGAGCAUUAACAUUUUUUUCUGAGACUAGUGUUGACCGGAUGAGGAUGGUCAGUUGUCUGAAAGCAAAUCUCAAACUCUUGAAUAAUUUCUCUGUGAAGGGUGUCUCAGUUAUCUGCCUGUAUCUGUUUAUCGAUUGACUGUUUAGUUGGUGAAAAGUCAGCAGACGCAGACAGAGACCAGACUCCCUUUUAACAUUUGAUCCGUCUAAAACACAAAGAUGUUCAUUCGUUCAAGCUCAACCAUUUCAGUACGUAGAAAAAGGUGACCCGCUGUUCUCGCACAGCACCGCUUCAUUUUCAUUUGAUUAAUAACUGGCGAAUAAACUCAGCUUCAAGUAGUUAAAUAGACAAGCCUACUUUCAGGAGUAAUUUCAUGCUUAUUUACACCACACUCGUGACUUUGUCAUAUUACCCGAAGAAAACAGUGAUGAAUGGUUGAAAUAACCCUGAAAGACCGGCGCUGUCGAAUCCAUGCUGUCUCCCAGGCCCUUUCUUCAGCCAGUAGCCUUUUUUAAAAUGAGGCAUAGCAAAUUUCUGCCAUAAUCACGCCUUUGAAUUCUUAUAUAGAUCCUGCAACAGUGUGAUAUUGGUGUCCCAAUGUGUAAUUUCACACUGCGUUACGGCGUUGCAGAAGCAUAAGAAAUAAACACAUACACAUACACACAGGAUUGGUCUACCCGGCCUGUUCUGACGGCUCAUAGUGAUCUCGUCCCGUCUCUGUUACUACCUCUGAUGCCAGAACAGCAGCAGGGGGACAGUUUGGUACCUCCGUAGUCAGUGAGUGGUUGUGUGAAAUGCACCAGUUUGAGAGAGAAGAAGGAGAGAUUGUAAAAUUUGAGGAAUUAGGGAUCAUUCUUCUCACGUAUCAGAGCAGUUUUUUGUCCACCAAAGCCACCGUCCCUUCACACAUUUCAAUUUCGGAUUUGGACCACAACAUAUCACUAAAUACUCCCAGUUUUGCACACUGUACUUUUAAGGUGGUGAGAAUAGCAGACUCUUUUUCUACCACUGAUUUUUCUCGCUGAUCCCUGAAUCUUUUACCUUCACACUUAAAUUUGCUGUCAGAAAUCUAGUCUUUAUAAACGCAUUAAAACAAAGUAAGCUAACCAAAUGGCCGUCUUCAGGUAUUCAUUGAAUCCUGGAGGAAGUAUUUUCUUUAUAUGUGAGUAGUCUCGAGCUCCAUCUUACAUAAAACUUCCCUCUUACUACUGCUACAGAUGAUCACAUAACAUAGUCACAGAUUCUCACACCUCCCACAGUCACUUGGCCGGUAUAGAGCUAUCCAUCAACAGGCUGCACGCCCCGUGUUUACACAUAUGGCACUGUGAGGUACUUUAUUAGAGCUUCUCUCUGACUGGCACAUUAUACUAUUAAUAUUAUAUUAUAUUAUACCAUAUACUAUUAUUCUAUGUUGCAGAGCCUCGUUGCGCUGUGGCCUUGGUGAGCGACGGGCGAAUCGGCCCUCCAGACCUCGAGAGGGGAUCUCCGUCAUGCCCUCCCCCGACCAAUGACAAUCCUCCUUUAGAUAGGGGCGGGGCUGACAGCGAGACAGAGAGCGAUACAGACGACCCGUAAGUACAGAGAGGUUGUUAUGGAGAAUGUUUUCAAUGGUUUUCAGUGUCAAAAUGUUGUUACUGGAAACAAAAAGUUCCACAGCAGAAUGCUCUGCGGCGCAUUUCUCCGCGGUUGUCAAAGUCUGUCAACGGCUGCGGAUGGCAAACUAAAUCGGGACAAGAAGAAGCACAAGAGAGGAAAGAUUUAAUAUAUAUUCAAGUGUAGAGAAGCUCUGUGGCACAUCAACCACGCUGUGAAACGAGGCCAGAAAACAGCCCGACAAAUCUGAUCCUAUUUAGACCUGGUUCACACGCAAAUGUGGUCAUUUAUACGUGUGGAAAGUUACCCAGACAUUUAUUUGACAUGUUCAUUAAAGUCGUAUCGAAGACUCUGGUUGUGUAAUUAUCAAAAACAGAUUUCUUUUUUGCACGAAUGAUGGUAACUUUUCAAACAAAACUCGACUGAUUUGGCCUUUUCGAUGUUUCCCGACUUGUUUUGGUUUUAACUCAGGACCUCAGGAGACAGGACCUUGUACAUUGUUUGUUUCCUCUUUGCAACUCUGGAGAUGACUCAUUAGAGAGCAGAUAGUAUCCGUAGAUUAUAUGUACAAGAGUAGGCUGUAAAUCUUUAGAGGACACCACAGUCAGAAGUGGCGCAGUGAAACCUACCUUUGAAAGCAAAAUUCAGCAGGAAUAAACAGCAACAAACAACUUUUUUUACCAGUUGCAUCAAGUUUGUGUGUGUGUGUGUUUGUGUCUUUGGCAAGAGUUAUACAGUCUGUGCUUGUUCAUUCCACUCAGUCUCAGGCUGCGUCUCUGCGUCUGGCUGGGUUAUUGCUCUUUCAGAGUGACUCAGACGGGCUGCGUGGCUGUCUGGCUGGUAGUGUGGUUUUGAAUGCUUCAGGGUCACUGUGCUCUCUGCGAUGGCGGCGCUGUUUAGUGCCGCCAUCAUUGAGAGCACAAAAAGAAAUGCUUCAGCGGUCUCUAAGUGGUGCAGCGGUUACACCUGUUAUCUAGCUGCACCUCAAUGGAGAAACUAAUGGCAUUCAUGGAAACAAAGUCGACAUAUUUAGCAACCAUGCAUUAGCUCUUUUACUCUUCUUCUACUAAUUGCAUUUGGAGAGUACAGCUGCUGCAAACAAGCUUUUAGAACAAUAUCAACGAGUUUGAUUUACAUCCAUUUUUAUUUCCUGUCAUGGUUCCUGAGCACUUUUACCACCUCUUCGAUUCUUCUUGCGAAAUUUAAUUCAGGUACAAGUGAUGCUGCUGAAAAUUGUUUGUAUAGCUAUUAGAGGUAAGAAUCACCAGUAGCCCCACAAUGUGAUAUUAUCACAAUACUUAGGCCACGAUACGAUAUUAUCAUGAUACUUGGGCCACGACACGAUAUUAUCACGAUACUUAGGCCCACAAUACGAUAUUAUCACAAUACUUGGGCCAUGAUACAAUAUUAUUGUGAUUUUUAACAUUUUGUAAUACUGUGAGUAUUGUGAUACAAUAUAUUGCAAUUUAUACAAUUUUUUAAAACUCUAUCUAAUUUAGCAUUUGUCUUUCCUUUAUGUUUGUCUUAUUUACACAGUAUUUUAUUUUCAUGUAGCUCAUCUUGCAAACCUUAUAUAUAUAUAUAUUUGUUGUUCUAACUUUCUCCUGCUCUAUGAUGUCGCCUCUUCCAACCUCACUGGACAAACAGUUGAUUUUAUUUUUCCAUUAUCACUGAUUUGACUUCAUAUUAACAUUUAAUUUGAAAAAAUCAAUACUUGGUAAUUGAGACGAUACAAUAUAUCACAGGUCAUAAUAUCGCGAUUCUAUGCUGUAUCAAUAUUUGGCCAAGAGGAAGCCAGACAAUGCACCUGACCCUCAGGGAUAAUGUGCAGUGAACAGGUGGCUAUGCACAUUAGAAUCCAUAUAAGGUGAGCAGGACUUGGUAUAAAAUUGUAACAGUGUAACUUUGUUUUGACCAAUCAGAAUCCAGUAUUUUACAGGUAGAAAUACACUAUAUGGCUCAGUCUGUUUCCAGUCUAAGAUCUUUUCAGCAUACAGUGCCGAGCGAGUUCUUUAGUUCGUUAAAAUGAUGAUCACAACUUAAAUUUUGACUCGCACAGGUGUGUGACGUCACCUAAUGUAAGUUUAUUGUAAUGCUGUGCUGUAGUCCUAUUGAGAGAAGCUCUAGUGCGACAACAAUAACCCGCUGGAGCUCGUCUCUCAGCCUCCUGUCACCUAUUAUGUCUCCCAUUAUGAUUCCUGAUGUUUCCAGUACAAAGAAAGCUUUUAACCGCCCACACGCACACGUUCAGGCGUAUACCCAUAAACACACACAAAAAUAGCACAUCUGACUUAACCUCAACCAAAUUAUUAUGUAAGCUCAAUCUCUGCGAGACCUUGUGAUUGCUCUGGUAAUUGUGAAGUUAUACUUUUUCUUUCCUUUUGUGUUCUGUCUCCCACAGCGAAAAUCUCUCCCUUCAGAGAGAAUAUUCCUGCUUUUCUUUUGGCUUUUCAAUCACAGAGUCCAUUCUUGAUUUUGUGCCUUAGUGAUGCUAAACAAAAAGACAAAAAAAACACCUCCACCAUAACCACGUGGGAUAUCUUCAGACUGAGGGGGCUCUCCAACACAUUCUUUCCACUCGUUCACAGUUUCUAAAGACUUUUGAACUUUUGUGCUUGAAAAUCAAACUGAUGUGCUUUGAAGCUCUGGUUUAAUCAAACUGCGGGUAUCAGUAUUAUUCUCUAUUUAUGUUUUAUUUUGCACUUCCUCUUUCAAGUUUUGUCCAAUUAUCAUCACUAACAAUUCCGCUAUUUUGAACUUCCUAUCAGGAAUUUUUUUACUGUUUCUCCAACCACUUAAACAGAAUAGUAAUGCAAACCCCACAUACGGUAUGUGACAGAGUUUGUUUUAGCUUUGUUAUCUUCUGUGUCUGCUCUGGAAACAGUCCACUGACUCACAACAGGACUAUGAUGUUGUACCGCUGGAAAUAGAAUUUUCUAAGGAAUUACAUGAACCAUUCUUUAGUAUUUGGCAUGUGCUGUGAUGGACAAAAAAGCAGGAAGUAGGUCUUGAUAAUAUAAACAGCAAAGAAGUAAAGAGGGACAUAACGAAUAAGUCAGAAAAUAUCUGAAUUGUUUUGUUUUUGUAUUCAGAAAGUUCCUCACAGUGAGGAAUGUCCCCUGCUUUCCAUCGCAGACUCAGAGUUUCACUUUUUCUCUCUGUAUGAAUGCAGGUUUUCCCCGGGUGUGGCCAGUGAUCCAGCUCCCUCCUCGGGCACCAUCAAGAGACGCACACAGUCCCUCAGCGCCCUUCCCAAAGAUGGAGACAGAAAGGUCAGUCCGCUGUGCAGAAUCAGUGUGGGAAAUGAAACUUAAAAUGAAGAAGUUUGAACUGUAUGUCCUUUUCCAAUCAGAGGGAGAAAGACCACAUCCGCCGUCCCAUGAACGCAUUCAUGAUCUUCAGCAAACGCCAUCGGGCCCUGGUGCACCAGCGACAUCCCAACCAGGACAAUCGAACAGUCAGCAAGAUCCUGGGGGAGUGGUGGUACGCUCUGGGGCCCAAUGAGAAGCAACAGUACCACGAUCUGGCUUUUCAGGUAGAAACACUCUCCAUCUGUCUGUAAUAUAAAAACGUUUUUCAUCAAUUCAUUCAAUUAACGUGGUUUCCUUCUUGUAACUAUAAUUCAAGAAGUUUCUUUUUACUCCAGAGUUUUUAAUUUGAAGUCUCCAGACUUCAAGUUGCACCGACAGCAUAAACAACUUCAACUGAUUUAGGUGUUUAGUUAGACUCUCCUCCUCCUCUUCCUCCUGCUCCUCCAGGUGAAAGAAGCCCACUUCAGAGCCCAUCCAGACUGGAAGUGGUGCAACAAGGACCGUCGAAAGUCGCUGUCAGAGGGUCGCGGGACGCCGAAAGAGCAACGAGAGAGGAGCAUGUCGGAGAGCAUAGGUGUGUGCUGCUCUGCUCUCAAAGGCAGACACAAAACUUUCAGAAACUUGUAGAAAAAAUCUGUUAAAUUAUGUAGAAAAUUCUGAGUCGUGUAAAUUGUUUGUUGCAGGUAUUUUACUUUUAUAUCUGUGUGACCUUACCUUUACUGAUUUAAAGUUUCAGUGAUCGAUUCCAUGAAGCAGGAAGUGACAUUUCUGUUUAUUUUUCUCUCCUCCAGAUCCUCAUUCAGAGUCUCAGGUGCUGGAGGGGAAAGUCGGCGGCUCGGCCUGGCCGGGAGGAUCAGAGCGUCGAGGGGGGCUGUUUGUGGGGCAGCACCCCCGUCCCCGAGCUUUUUCCCAGAGUGCCGUGCACACCCUGGAGCAGAGGGAGAGGGAGAGAGACCUGGAGAAGGUAUGAGGUUGUUAAUCCGUAGCUCAAAGGCAGAGAACGGACUCUCGAGAUUUAAGGGGGGAAAAAAAACUGCUUUAGAUCACUUGCAAGUUUAAUCUCGGAGCUUAAGUCACGUGCUCUCGGUCUUGUCAAGAGUAUUACAAAAGCACCUUUAACAAGUCUGUUGCAUCUCAGAGAACAAAGUAAAAGUGCAGAAAAUAAGGCAGCAGACGAACACAGGGUGAUGUUUGUGAGUUUUUGAGCACCUACGAAGGAACAAACCCGAGUCUUCGCAUUGCGGAACAUUGGGCUGAACUCUUCAACUGAAGGCAUGCUGUUGAAAAACAGUUCAAAUGGACCCUCUUUGUUCUUUGUGUGAGGGCUCGGGUUGUUGCUGCUGAAAAACCCACCGAAAGCUCUGGGAGAGCUCAGCCUCCAACUUCAAAGGUUUCACUUUCUACUUUUUUUGGUGCCUUUGAAGGUGCGAGACUGGUGUUUGCUGCUCCGCUCCUAAUCACAGAGGGAUAGGUCUGCAUGUGAGCACUCUUGUUUCAAAGCCAUUAAAGCGAUGUUGGGUGUGAAUGCGUGCUUGAAAAAAAAAACAUUAUGUCUGUUUGAAGUCUCAUUCUCGAGUUCAGGUUUUAUUUUUCGGUAGUUUUGAGCUUAUUAUCCGUGUCCUUCCUAAAACCGUCCGCAACAACCGUCUGAUUUUGUUCAGAAGUCGUGAACAAAACUAAUUUUUAAUCUCUUUCAGGAGGACGGGGCCAGUCUAUUCCGCCCCCGACCCCUGCCUCAGUCCCUCUACCAGGGCGGGGCGAGCGAAGACGUGACCAGCGACGAGGAGCGCAUGGUCAUCUGCGAGGAAGAGGGGGACGAUGAUGUCAUGGGUGAGUUAGAUGAACAGCAGCAUAGCGGUGUAGUGGUUGUUAAACAGACUGUUGCAUAACCACAAGGUCAUGGUUUCACUUCCCAUAACAAUCAGUGUGUCUUUAAAAAGCUUCGGCCUUCGUAGUCGAAAUGGCAAUGUCAGCAAAAACACGAGCUGAACGAAGUAAAAAAAAAAAAAAAAAAAGAUGCUGCGUCAUCGUCUGAGCUGCAGCUCUGGACUGUUAAUUACUAGUGUUAAAAUAUAGCAGUGACAAAGACACACAUUUGGGUUUGGUGGUGGUGAGAUAGAUCCAUCAGUGCUUCUCCUAAAUAGAAGUGAAAUCACAAUCAGGGAGCAAAGUUUAAAUGCUAACGUUUGAUAUCCAUGUCUCACCUUUAGAGGAUUCCUGUCCCGAAGGCUCCAUUGACCUCAAGUGUAAAGAGAGAGUAACAGACAGUGACGAGGACGAACCAGAUGGACAGGUAGCUGCACUGAUCUUCCACUGACUUGGGCCGCUGAGAUGAAUUCUUUCUUUCCUGACUGUGAAAACCUCAAUAUGAGAGCGGGAGCUGUUUGGCGUACCAUGACAUCACAGAUAAUCAAGUAAACUUUACAAUUCAUAACUUCCAGGAAUCAAGUAUUGGUCACAGGAAUAGCUGACGGUGACGAGAAGAGUAUUACAAAAGCAAAUACCACGAGUGGCCAGUGGGCAACAUUUUAUGUGAGGCUAAUUUUAGUCGCAGUUUUCUGGUCUUCAUCACAGCCUGUCUUUCUUUCACUUUGAAGCCUGUAUCGGUGGAUUAUCGGUCUCACAGCGUGUGAUCGUACAUGGCUGAAGCAGAACAGAAGGAUGAGAGACAUGAUGCUGUUUCAGCCUCUGUUACUCUACCUCCAACGCCAGCUCAACAUGUCUGUGACAUUUACAUUGACAGCCAGCCAUAACGCAGGCAUUAACAGCACUGUCUUAAAGGGAGCUGGAAAUAAACUCACUCUUAAUUAUGAUAGUCAUCUCGGUCUUCGCUCGCUGUGAAUGAGCGGAGUCUUACUGAGGCUGGAUUUUCACUGUCGAGUCCCGGAAAGUUAAACUUCAUUCUGCAUAUUAAAGUAUCAUAUCAUUAAUAGAAUCUUUUUUUCUUUCUGAAUUAAUUUCCCCGUCAAACUUUAAAAACCCAAAGAGUUACUAUAAGUUAAGAGACUUGUGUGUUCACAGAGAUGAGAGGAACUUUGCAUAGUAACUUUCUCACUUUGAUCUCUCUCUUCCUCCGUCUCUCUCUUCCCUGCAGCAUGGCUUCCAGCCAGUGGCUCGCUCCUCCCGCCCCUCUUCCUCACCCUCCAUCCCUCACUCUGACUCCACCUCAUCUAAAGGGAACAGCGGAGGGGGAGGAGGAGGAGGCGGCGGAGGAGGAAGUGGUGGUGGUGGCGAGGAGGGAUCUGAGAGGAACAAAAAGAGAGGUACAGACGGAGGAGAGGAGGGGAGUGAUGGAGGAUCACAGCGAGAGGAGACGGCAGCAGGUGGAGGAGAUGGAGGUGGGGAAAGUGGGCAGGGUGUUUCCUCUCUGUCCGUCACAGGCUCCACGUCCAGCACCCAGGCUCCCCUCACUUUGGCCCAGCAGGGUUUGACGCAGGUCCUCGGCAACGUUCGCAUGGCCCCCACAAUGGUGACCAAUGUGGUACGACCCAUCGCCAGCACACCCAUCCCCAUCGCCAGCAAGGCAGUGGAAGCGGCCGCCCCCCUCAGCUCUCUGCCCCAGGACAAGAAAACUACUCUUCUGAUUGGUGGAGGUGGACCUCAGCAGCUGCCAAUCUCUGCAGGGGGUGGGUACCUAUCCUCAUCCUCCCCUCCUGGUCCAGCCAGUGUACCCCCUUUGGGCAGCAGCAGCAGCCUGGUCACUAGUCUAGUUCUGGGUGGGUCCUUUCCUGCCGCCCAACCCGUGCAGCUUCUCACCCCGCAGCCCCCGCAGCCGCACGCACAACCCCCACUUCCUGUUCUCCACCCUACUGCUGCCACCUCCUCUCACACAGCUCCCGCCAGCCUCAAGCCACUAGCUCAGGUCCAGUACAUCCUGCCAACCGAGAGCCCCUCCUCCCCUCAACUCACCCACCAGCAAAUUCUCUCCCUGCCCACCAAUACCGCCCUGACGAAUGGCGUGCACUCUGGGGCGGGGAUCAGAGUGGCGUCAGUCAGCCCCGGGACCAGAGGUGAGACAGAGAGCAACAAUUGGCCUCUAUCUAAAAAAAGUGAGAAGAGUUUCAUCUCAAUGUUUCGCUGCCCCUCUGAAAACUUAAAGGUGUUUGUAUAUUUCUUGGAUUAUGUUUUUGUUGUAGUUCCGUUUUCUUAUUAAUCAUCUCCACAGGAAGCUCUGAAAAUAGAUUUGAUUGGCUUACAUAAUGGAGGGAAAAUGAUUGACAGGAGAAACACUGUUGACAUGAGUAUGAGCGCCUGCCUGCCGCCCACCCAUGCCUUAAUCACUCUCUAUUCAUAAGAGUCAGAAGCAGCCGAACAUUGUUCUAGCCUGUUAUCAGAGAGGAAUUUCACUAUUAUGAGUAUCUGAAAUGUCCUCUCCGUCUCAGUGUGUCUCCGCCCACCCGUCGCUCCUGAGCUUGUCCUCACCUCUCUGCUUUUGGCUCGAUUCAUGUGUUUCUCCAACUGAGUGGUUUUAAUUCCACCUCUCUCUCUCUCUCUCUCUCUCUCUCUCUCUCUCUCUCUCUGUCUGUCUGUCUUUCUUUCUCACUCAUUAGUCCAAACACAGUCGCCCGUCUUGCAGAGCAAGAUGUUGGUUCCCAUGGCAACAGUCAGAACAGGGUCUACUCCUCCUCAUCCUUCCAUUUCCCUGGUCGCUCCGCCUCUUCCUGUGCAGAACGGCCCCUCGACAGGAAACAAGGUAACUAACAAGUGUCAGCAGUUCAGAGAUAAAUAGACGCCGCUCUGUUUGCUGACAGGCGACAAGGUAGUUAAACCCUAAACAUCAGAGGAGACAGAGACGACUCGUGUUCUUGAAAAGUACAGAGUGGAUUACAGACGGUUAGGUAAGGGUUAGAAAGUUGCUUCAUGCUCAUGUGAUGCAUAUUUUCUAAAAACCAACAAGAGUUUUCACUGAAGUCAUUACUGGAGAAAAAUGAGGUUAUAUUUGCUGGUUUUAGCUUUAGAAGUACCGUGAUUUUCUGCCUCUUUCUCUGUGAUAUCACCAGAACUGAAUCAUUUUAGGGACUGGGUUGUCUGGUCUGAGCUUUUUUAACCAUCGUAGAACUCCUUUGACAAGUAUCAGGCAGACAUUUUUAACAUUUUACAGUUCAUGAAACAUAGACCUAGUCUCAGUGGAAAGAUUGUUGGUUUCUGUUGUGCAGUUAUGAGGCUUAUAAACAGAAGUUGCUGUAAUAGAAAUGCUAACUUAACCUGACAUAAACAGAGUCGAGGCAGACCUUAAUCUCACGCUAACAGCUGCAGUGGAGAAGUGGACUGUUUAUUUAAUCAUUCAGAACUUGUAUCUAAUGAGUUAUAAUGAGGUAUUAAAAAAACUCAACCCUGGUUCAGUGAAUGAGGAUAAAGAAAGGAGCUAUUCAGACCAAGACCAGCUGCAGACAUAUUCAUGUUUGCUCCAAUAAUGGGACUUGGAGAGUGGAAAAGUUUGUGGCUUCUGGGCUUUUGUAGUCAUCUAUAGACUGGCUUAGUUUUUAAAGACUGUGAGUAAUAACCUCUUCUGAAACCAAUGAGUUACAGUAUAGAGAUGACAUUAGUUUCUACAGUUUAUGAUUCCCUGAGAAUGGUCAUUAUUGAAGGCAUUAGCUGUUGGUUUAAAUAAAAAGUAUUUAAGGUCUUCGCCUUGGACUCCAGGAUCUUUAAAUUAGCUCAUUGAACAUUUUAAGGAUUAGAAUUUCAAAGUAAAACAUUUCUAGAUUAACAAUUUACAUUAAGAAUGACUUAAUUUUCUCUCUCUGGCAUUUUAACUUGAAAUUUAGUGAGAAAUUUGAUGUGGAGAGUGAAAGUUUGAGACUGCAGUGACGCAGAAGGGACUGUUUAUUCAAACAAAGUGCUGGAGUUAUUCAGAGAACCAUGAAACCAUAUUUGAUAUUUAUAAGCUUGUCUCACACGAAACAUAACAGAUAAAUGUUUAAUUGUCAGAUGCGUGUUUGCUGAAAAAAGCCGGGCUGCUCUGUGUCUAUUUUCAGAGUCGGUGAGAUUAUUCUUUUGUUUUUAUGUUUCUCUUUUUUUCCCUUGAAGAUCAUCCAGAUCGCUCCCAUGCCUGUGGUCCAGACCAACGUUCACCCUAGCGCUGCAGCAGCAGUGCAUCCUGGGAGCCCUUUUCCUGUUUCUGUGGCAACGGUGAUGGCUCCUGGUGCCGCGCCUCCACAGACCGUUCUCCUGACCUCUCCACCCACCAGGUCACUCACACAGGCCGAACACCUGAAAGACAACAGCAUGUUCCCGCUUUUUAUUUUCCUCCACCAGCUGGUCGGAGAUCUCGCUGAGAUACUGCAGUUCAGCAGCGUUUCUAAAGCUGUCAGGCUUUGACUUUGACCGGUUACAUUGAUCGGUGUAUAAAAAUAAUCCGUACAUCCCUUGGAGUGGUUUAAAAUGCAGAUUAAUAUAUUCCUGUUUGACUGGAAUAAAUUAUGAAGUUGUCUCUAAAUCAUAAACGUGUUAUUAAAACUGUUGUUGAUAAUGAAAUGAUGGAUUAAUGCUCCUCACUUCUUUGCAUGUCUGUGAAAACAAAAGUGAAGCAGUUUGUUUGCAGUUUGUGUCCGUGCCAAUAACUACACACGGUGAUGUUAGCUUUCCUCUUCAUGUUUUGAUUUGUAAUAUUUUGUUUUGACUCUCCACACUCUUUUGUUUAGGAUCACUUAUGUCCAAUCUGGUCCAGGAGUUUCAACGGCGACGCCCCAGCAGGCCACGCCCACCCAAGGCCCGGCGUAUCUCCAAUCAUCUCUGACAACUCUCGGCUUCGCUGCAGUCGCCCCUGCCGGGCAGACCCUGGUUCAGCCAAUCGUUGGUCAGCCACCCCUUUUAGCUCCAGCCCCGCCCCUGAGCUGUCAAUCACAGACCCCCCCAGGUCAGGCCUCAGGGACUUCUGUGCGUCAGGUAAAUAAAACCCUGUAAACGUUGGCACCAAAGACUGCUGAAGUUGUUUGGUCAUGAGGAAAAUUAAAAACUUGAAUGUCAAAAGAAGUCAAAAGCUUUGAAUAGGAGGCGCAUUUAAGAGACGUCUGGCUUUUCAUCCGCUUCAAAAGGUCAUUGAUAGACAUGUGAAGGUCGCUGAAGUCCAAGCAGUUUAUUAAUUUAUGAAUCUUUUCAUUUAUAAGUUUUACUUUUUAGUUUUUUUCACUGAAGUUUUUAAUUUUUUUUAAUUUCACAAAAAGUCUGUCAUUUUUUAUUAUGGCGCAUGAAUUCAUUAAACUUCAUCAAAAGUUUCUGGUGUUUGAAAAGGCUGGAGCUCGUGCAGUCGAAGAGGCGGAGGGCUCAAUGGUGCCUGAUGCGGCGUUCUGGCAUCAAUAAAUCAUUAGUACAUUUGUUUUGAAGGAAAUUUCUGUAAACAAACAUGGAAAGUAUUGAGCCUCUGUAAUUUACAUUUCGUGGUACAGUCCUUUAGAAAAACUGAAGCCAGUUUUCAUUUGAGGAAAAAUGAUAAACACCAUUUAACUUUGACUUGUCUCUGCCUCGGCUCAGAAUCUCUCCUCUUUUCCAAAAAUCCGUUCACACCUCUCAUCCGUCUUUUUUUCACUUCUGUCUCCCACAUACUACACCUUUCUCAUUUCCUCACUUUCUUCUCCAUCAGGUACUUACUGCCAUCUACCCUGCACCAACCAUUGCACUGCCUACUGGUGUGGUCUCCGUGACAACCGUGCCACCUGCAGUGGCCGCCCCAGCCCAGGACCUGAUGAAACCCUCCUCUCCGUUGGCAACAGGGGUGGAGGGUUCACCGGUGGCAACCCCUCAGCCAAAAAUGGCGAUGGAGCUGGAGCCGAAGGUGGAGGUGAAGAAGGAAAUCCAGACUGAUGGUCUAACGGAGGACACGGGAAGAGGGUUUUCGAGCUGUGCUGCUGGUUCCUUAUUGGCCGCCUGUAUGAGCGCUGCAGCAGGUAAAGCUCCUCUGGGUCUCUGAUAGAGGUUUAACUUUCUGUGUCGGUUUCUCUGCUGGAAAGCGGGCAACCUUUUGACCCAAAUCCAAACUAAAUAAUGACACCACUAUAGACCGAUCCGAUGUAUUUCUAUCUCUGGCGCUCUUUUGUAGGCGUGCACUUUAAAUUUGUUGCAGAACCAAAAGACACUUUACAAAUCGUGUAUCUUUUUUCUUAACAUGAAGGACAUUUAUCCGUCCGCUUUGAUUCUCUUUGUUUUCAGAGGAUUAAAAAGAUUUUUUAAAGUAAAAUGUGCACUUCUUUAAAGACGGGUUUUAUGCUCUUUUCAAGCGUCAUAUUGUCCUGCUGAUAGUUUUGUUAGUAGUCUAUUUAAUACGAAGCAUUUCUCUGUUCAGAAUGAGGAAAUAUGAAAUAUCGUCGUCUGUUUCGGACUCCAGAUCUGACCUGGGAAGUUUGGAAAUGAACAUAAAAGCUGAGUGGUGAAGUUAGUAUUUUAGUGAAUCUUGUACCGAGUCUGUUCAGGACAGCUCUGCAAUCUCAUCCAAGGAUUUCUUCCACAUGUGUUCAAGAAGAAGGGAAAUUCAAAAGCCUCAAAAUUCGAUAUCAAACUCUUAAAGUUACAGAAAUAUUUGUUUGUUCAAGAUGAAAAAAAACCAACAACUCAAAAGUUUAGAAAAAGUGAGAAAGGUCACAGAGUUUCUUUUUGAAUCAAAGCUUGAAAACCGUCUUUUCAUCUCUUACAGUGAAAAAAGAGGAUGACAUCUGUUUGCGGAUCAAAGAGGAAAAUCUGAGAGAUGGACACAGCCGAGAGACGCUGAGCAUGAUGGACAAAGAGCGAGAGAGGGGGAUGAAGGAGAACAGCGAAAAGAAGGGAGACUCGGAGACGGACAAAGAGGACAUCAGCAGGAGAGACAGCAGCAAAGAGGUGAGAAAAGACGUCCCUGUCACACUCAUUUCUGAUCAAACCUCAAGUUUACUGAAGCUUUGCUCGAGGAGCUUUCAAGGCCAGACAAAGAAUUUUUACUUUUUCAAAGUUCAGGGAAAAACAAAUUCUCCACUUUAGAAAAAUAUUUUAGAGGGAUUCUUUUUUACUGUCAUGAGUUUAAUUUUUGCAUUUUAUCAGCAGUUUUUUACCAACGUUAUUUUAAACCCUAUAAUAUUAAUCUGAAAAGGAGACGAGAGAGAAACUCACAUCCACCCGUAUGUUUAAAAAAGCCGGAGGAAGAAAAUAUGCUUCAUACUCACAGUAAAGAGAGUCAUGAUAAAGUUCAAGACUGAUCUGACACAGACCCGCAGGCGUGAGCGCAUCAUCCCCAUCCUGGCGUCCUUACACUGGCUCCCAGUUCAGUACAGAAUUCAUUUUAAGCUUGUAAUAUUUGUUUUUAAAGGCCUGAACAAUCUUGCUCCACCUUACAUUUCCGAGAUGCUCCAGCCUUACUGCCCACCCCGACCCCUAAGAUCAGCUGAUUAGCUGUUAUUGACGGUCCCCAAUACAAGGCUGAAGCUCAGGGGUGACAGAGCGUUUGCUGCAGCUGCUCCCGAGCUCUGGAACGAGUUGCCCUUGACAAUUAGACAGGCCUUGUCAUUUCCUGUUUUUAAAUCCCUUUUAAAAACGCUCUUUUAUUCCUUUAUUAUUUAUUCCUAUAUUUUCAUCUUAGCACUUGCCGUGAGCCUGCUUAUUUAUAUAUUCAUCUAUUUAUUGCAUUUAUGUAUUUUUGCUCGCUCUGUCUCGUUCUUUGCUUGUUUUAUUUGUUUUUAUGUCACAUUGUACAGCACUUUGGCUACCCCUGUGGUUCUUUUAAAUGUGCUAUAGAAAUAAAGUUGAUUGAUUGAUUGAUCUCAUCCCUCUCCCGUCAGGCCGGACCUCGUUCCACUCCUCCAGCAACCUCAGGUUUGGACCCUCCCCCUCCCCCCCUGGAAAGAGAGCCUCCCUCUUCCUCAAAGAAGAUCAAGUUCAGACCCCCACCACUCAAGAAGACACCCGAUUCUCUCGACAAGUAAGAAUCAAACUGUCACCUCAAGCUCAUCUCUUUUAUCGAUUCUGGUAUUUUGUGACUUCUGAAUCGAAAUGAACUUUCAGUGUGAAAAGAAAUUGGUUGAUACUUAAAGCGGACUGUGAGACCUCUAGUGUUUUGUUAUAAUUUAAUCCCUGUCUUGUCUUUAACUGUGAGGAAAGCUUUGUAUUUAAGUCCAGAGCCUCUCUCAGUGAUCAGACUUUAGUUAUCUUCUUUGUAGAAUCAGUGCCAAACUCAAACAAAACAAGUCUGCCGCAUCCUUCUGUCUUUUUGGUCAAUCUCAGACAAUGUUCUCUGAAUUUUAACAGUUUACAUUUUCUCAAGCUGAGAGGGCUCAUAUAACACUAUCUUGUCUUCUGUCAUUACGGCACCGAGCAGCUUGAAGACGAGAUGCAAAAAUCUGGAAAGGACUCCGUUUGUUGACUUUGUUUAACACUGAUUUUCACACAUUAGUGUCAUCAAGCUCCAAUUUUAGUUUUCGACCAAACCUCCAACUUUGUGAAAUUAUGUAGAAGCUCUUUGUGUGCUGGGUGUGAGUGGGUGGAGAGCUCACCCUUUAUAUUCUUUAUUUAGACGGAGGCAGAGUGGUGCUGAGGUCACAGGGAAGAGAAAGCCUCGGCAGCUCUCAGCCCUCAGGCAUGAGAGAGAGGUUUCAAUUCAGAGGACAUCCCUAGAUAUUGUUUCCAACAGAUUACUGGGCAGGGGAUCGACAUGACCGCUGUGUUCUCUGUGUGCAGGGUCCUGUCUGAGACGUACUUCGAGGAGCGCUUUGCUGAGCUUCCAGAGUUUAACCCUGAGGAGGUCCUUCCUUCGCCCACUCUGCAGAGUCUGGCCACCUCACCUCGAGCCAUCCUGGGAAGCUACCGCAGGAAGAGACGUAACUCUACCGGUGAGAGAGAGGCAGAGAGAGACUCACAGAGUUAGAUCAAGCAAAAUACCUGCAGUGAUACAGAACAAACGCAGGAAUAGAACCCUGUUUGGAUCAAACCUGCACCGCCGAGGGGCUUUGUCUAAUUUAGAAACUGCUGACCUCAAGUGGGACACAUCUGCAGGGAAGUUUUCUGUCAUUCUCCCCCAGAAAUGAUGAGAAGGGCCUUUGUCUUACUAGUUUAUUCCCAUUCAUAUAAACAUGUUUGAAAAACUUCCAUUAGGAAGAUCGACUGUUGCUCAAGAUUUUGCUCCUCAGUAGGGCUGGGAGAUAUGGACCAAAAGUCAUAUCCCGAUAUAUUUAGGCUGAAUAUCGAUAUACGAUAUAUAUCCCGAUAUUGUUAUUUUAAAGUGAGAGCAAAUAUGACAUGUCACAAGUAGUUCUAUUUAAACUGAAAUUAUAAUCAGCUGUUCAAAGAACAAUGAAAUGGAAGGUUGAAAUGCAUUCACGCUCCUCCCGGCUCUAAGGGUAGAAAUACCUACAUGCACACGGCUUUCCGAGUCGAGAUGAGCAGCCGCGCUCCCGGCUUCGAAGGUUGAAAUGCGUUCAUGCUGUCCCGGUUUAAAUGGGUUAAAGAUUUUGUGUGAGAAACACCAGCCUGUCAACAACAGCAUCUGAUAUCUGUAUAUCUAUAUAUGCGAUAUGGUCCAGUUCCAUAUCUCAUUUAAAAAUGUAUCGAUAUAUUUUUUAUACGGAUAUAUCGCCCAGUCCUACUCCUCAGGUGGGUUUGAGUUUGCUCGCUCUGCCAUCGAUCUCACACUGUUAAGUAAGACCAGACUCCAGAAUGCUGUCAGUGGUCCAUUAAUUACCAACACAGAUCUGGAAACAGGCACAAAAAACUGAAACCUUGCUUCGUAGUAUGGCUGGUUUACACAUCAUUUAUGCGUAACAGUAUACAGGUUUUGGAGUAGUGUAUGCUCACAUCCAGACACCCUUUUUUAGGUCAGACUUUGACCGCUUUUUCACCACAGCACUGUAGUAGAAGAGUCCGGGUGCUAGACUGUCCUGUGUGUGGUCCAGAAUCGUCCCCCACUGGAAACAUUUGGCAGGUCAUGACCUGAAAAACACGACAAAGGAGACUCUGAGCUGUUGAGCGGCUGAAAUCCUUUAUUGAUUUUACUUUCUGCGCUUCAGGAACUAGUUUUAAUUUCCAAACAUUGAGAGAGUUCAGUUAAACAAAGAGGUGAUGUAACACAAAGGUCAACAUGCCCCUGUCCCAACUUUUUUACUCAGUUUCAGCGUCCAGUUUGUUGUCUUGGUACUACAUUUGAAUAAAUAUUUAACUUUAAUAAUUUACAAACAAUUAGAUUCUGUCUUUAUUAUCAUUUGGAAUCAAACAUCCUUCCCUUCUGUUUUAUCCUAUCACCUUCUUCUAUUCUCUUCUUUUCAUAACCUCUUGUGAAAUAUUUCUUCUUUCUUAUCGUAUUUCUUUUCCUACUUCUCUUCCUGUUGUGUAUCUAGAGCUGGAGCCAACAGCAGAAGAGCCCAGCUCUCCAAGGAGGAAGACUCGGCGCCUCUCCAGCUGCAGCUCGGAGCCCAACACCCCCAAGAGUGCAGCCAAGUGUGAGGGAGAGAUCUUCACCUUCGACAGAGCAGGUCAGACGGCUACACCAGGUAUAAUAGCUGCAGGACUGCUCCAAAAUCUGUACCAAUAUCAGUCUGACGUUCUCUUUUUUAAAAACCAGGUACAGAAGGAGAGGAAAUUCUUGGAGAAAUCGACCGAGCCCCCUAUUCUUCCCUGCGUAGAACUCUGGAUCAGCGCCGUGCCCUGGUCAUGCAGCUGUUUCAGGAACACGGCUUCUUUCCUUCAGGUAGACCACCAGUGGACAGGAUAUGAUCAUAGACUGUAUAUAGAAUGGACGCCGUCUGCCUCCUCGCUGGGUGAAGCCACUCCGAGAACAGCACCCUCUGUUGGCGGGCUGCAGUAUAGGUCAUAAAUCCGCCAGCAAAGCUUUGGGGCUGUGUCCCCUCUGCUUGUGAUGUUGACAUGUAGUUACUGUCAGACUGGUUUGUGCUCAAGUCCUCGUUUUUAAAAGUUAUUAGGGGGUUCAUGUUUUCUAUGAUUGACACCUAAUACAGCCUAUGGGUGUACGAAGAUUGCGUAGCUCACUCGGGGGAUAUUCUGUUUGAGCCGAGCGUCAUCACAGUGACUCUCCCGCCGAAUGCGUACAACGCUACUGCACAAUUUUGGUUUCAGGAAAUGGAGAGAAAACGCGGAAUUACUCAGAGCUUUUCGGCUUCAAAUCCGUACACUGGCAGGAGGCGGAACCAAGUUGUCUGUAGUAUAUACAGUCUAUGGAUAUGAUGAAAUACAUUUUAAAUGUUUAAUUCUACUUAAGCGAGAGAAAACCAAACCACAGUGUGCCUGAGGUAAAGUGUCUCACAUGAUGACACCUGUACUUGUCUAUGAGCUGUUAUAAUCAGAGCUGUACCUUCUGGACUCAAUGCAGUUUUGAACCCCUUGUAUUUUCUGGACUACAAGACACACGAGACAAGACUACAGCCCGGUUUCUCUAGGGUGUCCAGGAGAUAAAGGUUUAAACGGCCUCCUGUGUGAAGACUUCAUCUUUAGGUUUCAGUGAAGCUCCAGCUGAUACCUUUUCUAAUUUGCGCUCCUCUCACGCUUCACUUUUCCGUCUUUUUUCUCUCCUUCCAGCUCAGGCCACUGCUGCCUUCCAGGCACGCUACUCGGACACCUUCCCCACCAAGGUGUGUCUGCAACUAAAGAUCCGCGAGGUGCGCCAGAAGAUCAUGCAGACAGCCACGCCAGGAACCCUUGAGCUCGGAGGGUCAGCCGAAACCAGCCCCGCCCCGUCCCACAGCUCCUCUUUCAAUCAAUCAUCUCGGGAGGAAGGAGGGGCGGAGCAGCCAGGAGACAAAGGCCGGGGCCCCGAGGAGCCAAAAAGUGAAGGAUCAUAAGCAGGAGUGGAUGAAAAAACAGGAAAAUCAAGGAGAAGAAGAAGAAAGAGUGGGAGGAGUGUCGCCCCGCAGAAUGUUCUUGUAUGUGUUGCACCAGUACUCCAGCGGGACCUGAUCCACCGGCACUAAAUCUUCACCAGACCUGGGCAAAAAAAACAGACAAACAAAAACAUUUGAAUACAGUCACAAAUAUUCAAACCACUCAAGGUGCGCUUGAUUUGUCGAAUCAAAAAAACGGAGCCUCAAAAGUGGAUGAAUAACAUGCAAGUCUUGAUGGGUCAAGAUCCCCUUUGAGUUUUUCUUUUUCUUUUUUCCAGUUAUCAAGAAUAUUUGCAGUUCAAGCUUUGCCCAGGUCUGCUCUCAGCACAUUUGUACAGUAGUUUGUAGUUUGACACACAAACUCUGUGGUACAUACUCUAUCUCCAGCACACACACGCACACACACAUAUACACACAAACACUGGUGCAUAUGUAAUCUCCAGCAUUCACAUGAUCCCUCACAAACACAUAUGCACACACACACACACGUACACCCUUACCAAAUCAGACUGUUACUCUUGGUUGGCAGUCUUCAGGGGCCGCCACCAAGGACCAUGACACACAAAGGCACUUUGUCACUUAUUGUGCAGAUGCAGUUUGCUGUUGCCAGCCAGCCAGCCAGCCCUCAGAUGCCAUUGACUUGACCUCCUCCUCGCCCCUCCACUCCUCAGCACAGUGGUCGGGACACAAACACAACCCCAACGACCUCCACUUAUAUUCCACAGCCCCUCGAUGCUGCAAGACAGACAGCACACACACACAGACACACACACACACACACACACGCAUAUAAAUAUAUGAUGUACAUUACACAUUUACACACAAACAUGGACACAUCUGUGCAGUGUGAGCACUCGUACACAAACAUAGUCAACCCUGGUCUGACCAAGCCAUCGGCCUGCACAGUUUUUAGUGAUUGUAGUGAGAAGAGAAGCUGAAAGCAUGACACCUUUUCGCUCCUGGAAAACAGAACGGAAACAGGAGUUGGGAUGUAGUGUGACCAAUAUUUGCACCUUCAGUUAUUGCCAUUUUGAAAGACUGAGUCCUUAUUGGCGGGAGCUGAUUAUAUAUGUCUGUAUGUCUGUUGGGGUGCCGUCCCCUAAACCUGUGUGAACAGGCUCCAUAAAGAGAUUAUGUAAAGAGACUAAUGGUUGUGAGGCUUUGAAGAAUCAACGUGAAGUUCGACACUGACUGGCUCCCAACAGAGCAGAGGGAAAAUGCAGAAGAAGAAGAAGAAGAGGAAACUGGAUUAGGACAGAAGAUACAUAUUCCAACCACAGGAAGACACAUAAUAAUAGUGAAUAAGGACAACAACAACAACAACAGAGCGAAAAAGUAGAAUUUAACCAAACUUCUCUGAAUCUCCCAGUGGAUAUAAUGUUGCUUUCUCUCGUUAUCGUUGCCGUGGAAAUAACCAGUUUUACCGUGGCCUGUUUUUCUCUCGUGGCUCUAUUGUGUUUCUUCUCCAGCGUAAAAAAAAAUCACAACAAAAAAGAAAAAAACUUUGGACAAAGAAGGGGACAAAUCAGUUGGUGGCAGCCCCUACUUUCAAUCAUACCUGGGGCGGUCCUCCACCUCCCCCUCUCCCCUUUCCUCUGCUACUAUUUCUCACCAGACACAGAAGUGGGGGAGCAGGGGUGAUUGUCGUUUUGUUAAAAACGCAGAAAUCAGGUGUUUGCACAAUUUGUGUGGCCCCUCUUGUCUGGGACCGCCGCAAGUUAAAUCAGGAAAGUAUUGUUUUUAGAGAUUGUUUUAGUAGAAAAAAUAAGAACCUUGUUCCGUAUGUUAUGAACCUCUUUCCCUCCUCUGUCCUCCUUUCUUCCCCCUCUCCCUUUUCCUCCUUUCCCCCUAAGUCCUAUCCAUCCUACCUUCCUUACCUCUGUUGGGUCACUGAGACCCCCCUCAAGUGUUGUUAGAAAGUGCCCUUAAGCACUGGUCCCGGGUCAAGCGCUAUGUAGCUCAGGAUGGCUCUGGUUAGGGUUAGUUCAGGGAAAGCAGAUCCUAGACCAGCCCUGGAGGGCAGUCUCUGGAGCCCUCCCCUCUUCCCUCUCUUCUUGACACUUUAUCCUUUCCCGUCAAAUGGUGCAAUAGGACAUUUAUUUUUUGGGAAGUGGGAGGGUUAUUUUGUUUCUGGGGAAAGGCUCUGUGCCAUAGAUAUUGCAGUUGGUCAGUGAGAGGAAUGAGCUGUUGUGAUAUUAUCUUUAACUAAGGUAUAAAAACAAUCACACGAUUAUUGUUCUUGUCGGAAAGAUAGAGGGGUUAACUUACUAAAAGUCAAAGACAACUUUUGAAUAGCACUUUUUGGCUCUUUGCUUCCUUGGUGAAGAGUGGGGGUAGUUAUUAUUAUGGGUAUCUCUUUUGUUUCUCUGUAUACAGUUGGAUGUGUGCAAAAAUAUAUAUACCGGUAUUUCCAUAUUUGUGCAUUUAGGUCUGUGUUUGGGUGUGUGUGAAUGUUUUAGCACAUGCAAGUAGUAUGUGUACACAACCAACCUCUUGUUCUUUCUCCACACAGCAACAUAAUCAAUAGUAUAUUUUUCAUUGUAUUCUACAUUCUAUAUUCUACUCUAGAGACAGUAUUUUUAUAGUCACCAUGACUAUUUUGUCCACCAUCUUGACUGUUAUUGAACCCAGCUGAUUCAGGAUAUAUAUGCGAUAUAUAUUCAGGAUACAUGAUAUAUAAACAUAUAUAAAGACACAGGUAAUAGAAGACUAUCAAUUCACUUCUCUGGGGUUAGGGCUGUUAAGUGUACAUCUGCAUGCAUGUGCAAUCACAUGCACACUUGCACACACACCCACACAGACAUAUGUGCAUACACACACAUGUAUGCGUGUACACUGUAUGAUUGUGCUUAAAAAUAAACUGUCCUUACUUUGGAGAAGGAAUUUUAGGAUGAGCGAGGUGAGUGUUAUCUCAUAAGCAGGCAUGUUGACCAUGUGCAAUAUUUCUAAACAACAACAAAAAACUAAAUAUUGAAAAUAUUAAAGAUCUAACACAAUGUUGUA